Aspergillus brunneoviolaceus CBS 621.78 is the source of this 816-nucleotide messenger RNA. RefSeq lists its product as uncharacterized. The transcript has a single exon. NCBI's taxonomy places the organism in Eukaryota, Fungi, Ascomycota, Eurotiomycetes, Eurotiales, Aspergillaceae. Bases 157 to 579 code for a protein of 140 amino acids. The record is from RefSeq and is a predicted model, not a curated record.
UGCCAGCCUAGCCAGUACGUACCCUCACUCUACCGAAGAGCCUUAGUAGUCUAGUCAUCAUAAACUGGCCAAUCUCCCUGUCGCCGAUUGCAGCGGGCGAAUCCCGGGCCUGACCUCGACCACCACCGGCGAUGUGGGUUUCAGGCAGGGUGGAUUAUGAAUGACGGGAGGAUGUGCUGUGCUGCUGCUGCUGCUGCUGGCUGCUGCACUGGUUUCGAUGACCGCUUGGUCGCAUCAUGGUUGGCCCCAAACCCACCAUUGAGGAGGUCCCAGGGUGGAUGUGGAUUGUCGUGUCUCAUCAAAAUAAGAUUGUUAAAUCACUUAAAAAAGAAUUAUGUACGAUCUUAUUCUCUCAAACAACCAAACAAUGGCAUAAUCAGGAUAUUUCGACGGGCAGUGCGUUUGAAUCGAACCCCGUUGUUUCCGCCUCCUCUUCCCCCCCCCUUUGCCCUCGUUCCUCAACAGCCCCCGCUCUUCCGUCGUCAUCGUCAUCGUCGUCGCUCGUCCUCGUCGUCGCUGUCGUCGGCGGCGCGCGGUCAUACGUGGAUCUGUCCGCAACUUAGUAGCGGUGGACACUAAUUGCUGUGGGUGAAGGAUAAUUCCAUGGAUGGAACGCCUGGUGGGGGAAUUGACUCGUCCCUGGUUCACAUUCAGGGGUAAAAAAGAAUGAUAUCGAGAUGGAGAGAAAUGGAUUGAUGACUACGCUUAUCAGAGAUAUCAUGGGGGCUGGCCUGCUUUCGUCGCCGGGGGGUAGGAGGAGGAAACAAUGUCGCCUGACUACUACUAACUACUCUUAGCACCCCAGUCUAUCGAGUG